This is a messenger RNA of Radiomyces spectabilis, 963 nucleotides long. RefSeq lists its product as uncharacterized. The record is from RefSeq and is a predicted model, not a curated record. NCBI's taxonomy places the organism in Eukaryota, Fungi, Mucoromycota, Mucoromycetes, Mucorales, Radiomycetaceae. Bases 1 to 963 code for a protein of 320 amino acids. The transcript has 4 exons.
AUGUCAAACAAAAAUCGACUCACGUUGGGACAAGCGAGCUGCCUUGUUUUAGGCCUGCCUCCUACACCAGAGAACAGGAAAUCCAGUAAAGAAUGGUUCAAAAGCUCUCCACUUGCUGUUACGUUCAAGGAUGAUGACAAUCCAUUGGAACCCAUUGCGAUCGGCAAGGCCGUGAAACAGCAAAACGUUUUCCGGUUCCAUGACUAUCCUGAGACACCAUCAACGAGCCGCGAAAAUUCACCCGAACCAGAGUCCGAGAGCAGCGGGAGCUCAACUGAGGAGGAAGAAGCCGCAGCAUUCAACAUGCACUCCGUUGUGAAUCAACUGAAAGCAUACAUUUCCUUGGAGGAACCGGUGAACCCAGAAUUAUUCGACAAGAAGUUUGUCACCUCCGACGUCAUCAAGGACAUUAUAACCCACCAUUUCCAUGUGCAAGUCACAACGGAAACAGUCAGUCACUGGAUUGGACGGGACGGAUGGCUAGGAAGUACGACUAGACACAGAAUCAACGGAAAAGUUGAGCGUGGAAGGUGGGCUUAUGUAAUGAAAACGAAGUUCCAAGAUUACAUACAAAGGGACCGUGUGAGCUCCCAUAAAAAGUACCUGAAAUAUCUUAAGAAAGCUGGCGCGGAUCUCGUAACGGUCGGCUACGCGCGCAAAUCGCCGGGAAAAGAAUCGUGCGCCGUCAGAGUCCGCUGUUUGCAACUCAUGAUCAACAAAUUGCGGACAAGGUACCGAUGUGCCAAAAUCUUCGUCUCACCCUCAUGUUAUGCCUACGACCGGUUCGACGAGAGGGACCUGAAAGACGAACCAGAUAUCAUAAAUAACCUUAAAUUCAUCAAAGGAACCAUGCAAGACCUCAUUGUCCGUUUAAACACGAAGCAGCAGCCUAUACGUUUAGUCAUCCUUGACUAUGCAGGUCUUUCAACAAACGUUUCCGAUAUCCACCAUUUUAUCAAGUAA